AUGGCUGCAGCCCGUGGGGCCGCCCCUCCCGGCGGGCCGCGCGCGGGGCGGAGCGGGGCGGGGAGGGCGCAGCCGCGCAGAGGGGGCGCGGCUAUGGCAGCGGCUUGGCUCUGCACAGUCAGGACUACAGCCUGCACAGCAGCACCUUUUGGGAAAUCUAUGCGGAAGGAGCUCUGGACAGGGUCAUGGAGAAAGGAAGCUGCUCGCCUGCCCUGGAUUGCUGGUGCGUGGCAGUGUUUGCAGUCACAAACCCAGCGAGCUCAUGGUGUCAGGAGUUACCUCAGGAGCCCCCGAGAGCCGUCUGUGUGUCAGUCCCACUUGGCCCCUGCUGCUGUGGUCCAGCAGAAGGCUGUGGAUGGGAGGACAGAAGAGUUCCAACUGGUCUACAGGUUCCCAGGGAUAAAGUACUGCAGGAUCCUGUCGAGACUGAAGCUGCUGCAGACUGCCACCUCCAUGAUCAUGCUGCCUCCCAUCUGCUACCUCUACCUGCAGGGCCAGGUGUCCCAGAAUAUCCUCCUCUAUACAACUGGCAUCGCUGUCUUUGCUGGGGCAAUGUUAUAUGGUAUGAGCUACUUUUUCAGAAGAAUUAUUGGAUUCAUCUACUUAAGUGAAACUGAACAAACUGUAAGAGUGGCCCACUUGACAUUUUGGGGAAGACGUAAUGACAUUUACUGUCCCAUAGAGACAGUGGUGACUUUGGAUGAAAUUGGAGAUAGCAAGGAUGAGCUACUUCACCAGUUCAAACGGUAUAACAGUACAGAUACUUUGUAUUUUACAAUUAAGUAUGGCCAGAUUGUAGACAGACAGAAAUUUACUCAAAUAUUUGGAGAAUUUGUGUGACAGAGCAGCUCAUUUCCAAUGACUUUCCAUGUCCAUUGUGCUUAUUCUUCCAUGAGGUUUAAGUAGUUCACCAAACUACACAUCCCUGUACAUUUCCUGUGCAAAGCCUGCUGUAAGUGCACCCAGUGUACAAAGUCACAGUGGUAAGGCACAGCCCACUGGAUUAAAGGUCUUGCAGCUUGUGUAUGGUGUGAGGAGUGUCUGUUCCAUGUAGCAUUCAGUAAUGUCACAGCAUUCCAAGCCUGAACUGUCCUUGGAAUGUGCCAAAUUACUGAGGAUGAAACAUGAAAAAUCUCUUGAAAUGAAAUGCAGGAGCUGCCAGAGCAUCCUCACUUCAAACUCAGUGUUUCUUUUAGCUCAUUUCAGGUUGGCUGGGAAGCCUCUGGAAAUUAAAGCUGGUCUGGUACAUCCAUAUUGUGGGUACUGCUGAAUGUCAGAGAGGGACAUGCUCACAUGUCAUGCAACUGAGGGAACUGGGAAGGUGUGUGGGCUGUCCUGGCCUCAGGAGGGUCCUCCAGGAUAGGAGCGGAACUGGGCAAAUUAAAGGCUGGGACAAUAUUUCAGAAGCUUCUUACAGAAAUUGCCAUUCUUCACUGGAAUGGGAAAAGCAGCACCUGUCUUCAUGAAGGAUUGUGGUCUUAUUCCAUGGUACUGGUAUGAUUUCUCCUUUGCCAAAACCUCAGUAGAAAUGAGGAAUUUAAACCCAAGAAAGAACCAAACAUAUCACCUAUAACAUGUAACACGUUUUUUGAAUUGUCAGAAGCACGAUCGCUUCUUACACCCCUCCUAGUUCUAGCUUCAUUUGAAACUGGCAAAUAAACUGACUCUCACCAAUAA
Messenger RNA from Haemorhous mexicanus (house finch), 1677 nucleotides. RefSeq names its product transmembrane protein 186 (gene TMEM186). The record is from RefSeq and is a predicted model, not a curated record. Lineage: Eukaryota; Metazoa; Chordata; Aves; Passeriformes; Fringillidae. The transcript is spliced from 2 exons. Bases 1 to 840 code for a protein of 279 amino acids. Gene Ontology annotation, cellular component: mitochondrion.